Messenger RNA from Aspergillus welwitschiae, 521 nucleotides. RefSeq lists its product as uncharacterized. The record is from RefSeq and is a predicted model, not a curated record. Lineage: Eukaryota; Fungi; Ascomycota; Eurotiomycetes; Eurotiales; Aspergillaceae. The coding region runs from base 109 to 468 and encodes 119 amino acids. The transcript has 3 exons.
AGAGUCGGUCCCUAACAAACUCUCUUUGCGAAGGUUGAGAACGGAGAAAUAUCGCCACUUCCAAGACGCCAAACCUGGGCUAUCGAAAAUAAAAAUGCGGAGAAGCAAAUGGUUGCGCUAUUAAACUUGGCCUUGGGAUUACGGUUCCUUCGGAGCUCACGGCAAGCAAGCUCGAAUCAUCAACUACCCGACUACCAUACCUGCAAUACGGAUCACUCUACGAGCAGCAAUUCCGAGUCAGAGUGGACCAGAAUACAUAAUCCAAAACAACAGCAUACGAUGCACAACCAAGACACAGAUAAGGGCAACACCAGACCCGAUCUGUCUGAUGGAGUAAGUUUCCCACUCAGGGUGGUCCGGCACCGUCCGCUGGGAUGCGAUUGGAGGUACCAAUCCUUGAAAGGAGUCAUGCAGAUAUGGAUACAAAAAUUCGAAUUUCUGGGUCGCAGGCAAACCUGCGCAGAAUAGCGCGAGGCCAAGGUGCCUUCGGGUGAACUUUAUCGCAGGAGGAAUUGCUUCCA